This is a messenger RNA of Caenorhabditis angaria, 3337 nucleotides long. Lineage: Eukaryota; Metazoa; Nematoda; Chromadorea; Rhabditida; Rhabditidae. The record is from the annotation of a GenBank genome assembly.
AUGCACACAAUUUUUCUACUUUUUCUAACUUUCAAUGUCAAAUUCACAAAAUCGUGUGAACAACGCGCGAAAAUUGAAUAUCUCAGAUAUCCAUCAACACUGUUCAUUUUUAUGCGAACAAAUCUGAACAAAGAUUCAAGAUUUGAGGAUGAUGUGAGUGCCUUUUUUUUCGUAGCAUUUUGGACAUACUGGGACUCCGAAUUCGAAUUCGCAGAGAGGGUCCUUAACUUUUUAUAUAUUUAUUUUUUUCCUGGUAGGGAGGUUAACUCAAGGGUCCGACUAGUUCAUGUAUGAUUUUGGAAUUCCAGCAGGCCGUGGCCCCCAGGCUUUGCAGGAGUGACUGCAUCAACAGAGUACCAAACAGAUCUGGGAAUUUUUACGUUUCCGUUUUUUUCGUUUUACGGUUUUACCGCUCAAAAAAUCGUAAAAUAAUUCGUAGAAAAAAAUCACUAAAUAUAGUUUAAUUAUUUUGAAUUUUUACAGAAUCAAAUAGAAAGUUAAAAAACAAAACAUUUUUCAAAGAAAAUUUUGAUUGAAUCCUAAUUUAUCAACUUUUUGAUGAAUAUCAAGAAUAAUAUUGUUAAAAUUAUGUUGGAGUUACGAUAAGUUACCAAAUCCCUAUUUCUGAAGACAUUUUUGCUGAUUUUACGGGAUUUUACGGUUUUUGAAAGCGUUAAAUUCCGAUUUUACGUUUUACGGUGCCACGUAAAAAUUUCCCAAGUCUGGUACCAAAGCUUAACCCAUUGUUAAUGAAGCGUGGAUUAACCAAUUUUCGAAAAUUACCCAAAUCCCGUGGAAAACAGUAGAAAUAUUUUUUUGUUCGCUGUGAAAAUCGUUGCAUUUUUUGCAGGACAAGAAAAGCGUGUAUGUGUAUGAUCAAGUGCUUUGUGCAAUCCCGAAUCAAUAUGGCUUUCACUAUAGUUUUGCGUACGUUUUUGGCAAUAUACUUGACACACAUUCAACACUGUAAUUCAUAUAUAGCAUGUGAUGAAUGAGUGUGCACAUACACGUUAAAGGGGGUACGGGCUCAUCAAAAUUGUUUGGAAAAAAAAUAUAUCAUCUGACAAAAGAGGAGGUUUCGUUUAGUAUGUUCCCAAUUUUUUAAACAUUUUGUUUCAUGCGCUCGAUCUCAAAAAAAUAGCAUACGGAAACAAGAUUUUUUUUUCGUGUUUGCGAGUGAAAAAAAUGAUACUUAAACCACACCUCUGCCAAAAUCGUGGUUUCCAGAAGUCAAAAUUGUACGCUAACAUUUUUUUCGAUGUAAAAAAUGUACAUUUUCAGUUUUUGAACGUCUGAAAUGUCCAAAUGCUCGAAUUUUUUGAAGGCCCACAACUUGAUUGGCCGAGGUGUGACUGAAACGUGAAAAAAAUGUACGAAAAAUUGGGCAACAAACUACUUAAACGAAACCUCUUCUUUUAGAUAGCAUAACUUUUUUCCAUAAAAUUUUGAUGAGCCCGUACCACCUUUUAAUAUGAAUUAUCACAGAAAUAAUCCAUCAACCACAUGGUCUUUGGCAAAAAAAAGUGUUUGGAAUCACUCAAAUGGUUGGUAUUUUCUCUGGCUCUCUUAAACUAUCAUAUCUUACUUAUUUUCAGAGAACAAAGAAUGCGAAUGGUACACGAAUUGGCUUGCUAAAUUAAUUGAUCAACAAAAUUGUGGUGACGAAUGUCAACUAUACACAAUUUUUGAUCGAAUCGAAAUUGUCUAUUUUUCGCGAAAAAACGCUGAUCGCUGUGAUUAUUUGGCGAUCUAUCAAAAAUACAAAUUCAUCGCAAAUUUCAAUAUAAUUCAUUUUGAUGAUCGCAAAUAUGACGGAUAUCAUACUUUGAACAUUCGAAAUAUUUCAGCAUAUGAUAUUAGUGGAAAAGAUAGAGAUGACAUCAGAAAAAUGGCGGAAAAUUUGUGAGCUUUUGUUGUUGUUGUUGGGUGGCAUCAGACUUGGGAAUUUUUACGUUUCCGUUUUUUCGUUUAACGGUUUUACCGCGCAAAAAAUCGUAAAAUAAUGCGUUUAAAAAAAUCACUAACAAGGGAACCUUUUUUACUCAACACUUCAAAUCAUGAUGAAAUUUGAUCCAUGGACAGCUUUUGGGACCAUAAGAACACCCUAAAAUUUUUAGUCUCCCAAUGGACCUCUGAGCCAAGUUCUGGGCUCUCAAAAACUCAAAAAAGGCCUAAUAAUGGUCAUAAAAGUCAUCAUAGCUCCAUUUCAAAAUUUUUUUCGGUGGAAAUGAAGUUUCAGAUCUUGAUCAGCAUAGUCGAUUUACUAAAAGUACAUCAAUAAAAAACUUUAUUUCGAAAAAUUUUGAAGUUUUUUAUUUUUGGGCUGAAAAUUCAUAUGUGCCCCUGCUCAUUCUUUUUUUCAAAAUCAGAAAUUUUUCUGAAAAUUCGAUUUAUUUAUGCUUUUUGGGUAAAUCGACCACGCUGAUCAUCAUCUGCUACUCAGUUUUUCAUAAAAUUGAUCGAGAAUUGAGCUAUGAUGACUUUUAUGAGCAAAUAUGAGCACUUUUUGAACUUUUGAGAGCCCAGAACUUGGCUCAGAGGUCCAUUGGGAGACUAAAAUUUUUAGGGUGUUCUUAUGACCCCAAAAGCUGUCCAUGGACCAAAUUUCAUCAUGAUUUUAAGUGUUGAGUAAAAAAGGUUCCCUUGUAAAUAUAGUUUAAUUAUUUUGAAUUUUUACAGAAUCAAAUAGAAACUUUAAAAAAAAAACAAAACAUUUUUCAAAGAAAAUUUCGAUUGAAUCCUAAUUUAUCAACUUUUUGAUGAAUAUCAAGAAUAAUAUUGUUAAAAUUAUGUUGGAGUUACGAUAAGUUACCAAAUCCCUAUUUCUGAAGACAUUUUCGCUGAUUUUACGGGAUUUUACGGUUUUUGAAAACGUUAAAUUCCGAUUUUACGUUUUACGGUGCCACGUAAAAAUUUCCCAAGUCUGGGUGGCAUGGAUUUCUUCGAAGCUGCAAAAAACAUUUUUUUUUUUUGCAGCAUCGAUGAUGUUUUGGAUAUUCCUGCCGUCGAGGUUCCUCCAAUUCAAAAUUCGUGUGACUUCUACAAAGAUCAGGCAAAAAUGUUUUUAAUUUAUGGCGGUGUUGGAGCUGUUGUUGGUAUGAUUGUUUUGGGAAUUUGCGUGGAAUCUUUCAGAUGUAUUAUUGAUCAUACUAAACUUCUAUCAUUUCUCAAGAAUCAGUUUGAAAAACUCAAAAAAAAGUUUGCAAAACUGAAAAGGAAGGCGAAAAAAUCGAAAGAAGAUACACCAAAAACAAUGGUUGAUAUUGGAGAUGAAGAGACAACUGAAGGAGCUACCGGACAACAACAAAAAAAAUGGGAUUUUGAAGAUUUAGCCUAA